AUGCCUUCCUGUCCUGAACGCAGCGUCCCUAGCUUCCAGCUGAGCUCUCACCUCAGCACUCAGCCAGGGUUUCUGGUUCGGGUCGAGGAAGCCAUGAUGGUUCUAGAGGACGACUCGCCGAUGGAGGCGGCGUCCACGCCCAGCACGCCUCGAAAUCUCUCCGCUUGGAACAUCACCAUCCCGUACAUCGACUUCUACGACGACGACGUGAAGCGAGAGAGGAUUCCCGUCUUCUGCAUCGACGUGGAGCGCAAUGACAGGAAAGCAGUGGGUCAUGAAACUGAGCACUGGUCGGUCUACAGGAGAUAUCUGGAGUUUUACGUCCUCGAAUCGAAGCUCACUGAGUUUCACGGUUCAUUUCCAGAUGCCCAGUUGCCCUCCAAGAGAAUAAUUGGCCCCAAGAAUUAUGAGUUUCUGACAUCCAAGCGGGAAGAGUUUGAGGAGUAUCUUCAGAAACUUCUGCAGCAUCCAGAGCUGAGCAACAGCCAGCUGCUGGCCGACUUCCUGUCUCCUCACAGCAUGGAGUCUCAGUUCCUGGACAAGAUGCUGCCGGAUGUGAACCUCGGGAAGAUCAUCAAAGCAGUGCCCAGCAAACUGAUAAAAGAGAAAGGACAGCAUCUGGAGCCGUUCAUCCAGUCCUUCUUCAACUCCUGCGAAUCUCCCAAACCCAAACCCAGCCGACCCGAACUCACCAUCCUGAGUCCAACGUCAGAAAACGAUAAAAAGCUCUUCAACGAUCUCUUCAAGAACAACGCCAACCGAUCAGAAGUGACGGAGAAGAGGCACAACCAGAACUACUUCAUGGAGAUGAUCACUGUUGAAGGAGUGUACGAUUAUUUAAUGUAUGUUGGUCGCGUUGUGUUUCACAUCCCUGACUGGUUUCAUCACCUGCUGAUGGGCGGCAGGAUCCUGAUCAAGAACAGCCUGGAGGCCUACACAGAUUAUUACCUGCAGCACAAACUGAACCAGGUGGUGCAGGAGCACCGGCUGGUCUCGCUCAUCACCCUGCUGAGAGACGCAGUUUUCUGCGAGAGCAGUCCGCCGCGAUCGGCGCAGGACAAACAAAGCAGAGCCAAGCGGACGUUCGAGGAGAUGAUGAGCUACAUUCCAGAUUUUCUAGGAAAGUGUAUUGGAGAGGAGGCAAAGUACGAGGGAGUUCGUCUUCUCUUCGAUGGACUGCAGCAGCCGGUUCUCAACAAACAGCUGACCUAUGUGCUGCUGGAUAUUGUCAUUCAAGAACUUUUUCCAGAACUGAACAAGGUGCAGAAGGAGCCCUCUGCUGUGGCUCCAUGGAUGUAAAACGCUCAGUACUGAUCAACCAGCUGGACCCGGUUUGCUUCGACCCGCAUCCUGAGAGGCUCUGGGUUCUGGCGGGUCGCAGCAGGAAGUCUCAGUGAGGAUCCAAAAGGACGGAACGGGGGCUUCGACAAUCCCCCGACGGAUUAAUGAACAUGCUUCUGGGUUUUAGCUGCAUUAACGCAGAAUGUUGCCAACAUGUUUUCUGAUUUGAGGUGGAAAAUCUGCAGAUUUGCACUUUUAAUUCUUACCAGUUGUUGACUUGUGUUUUUUUUUUUUUUCCUGGAAUGUGAAGAUAAAAAUAAAAUAUUUGGAUUCAGUUCA
Messenger RNA from Xiphophorus hellerii (green swordtail), 1620 nucleotides. Its product is annotated as sorting nexin-14-like. Bases 1 to 1299 code for a protein of 432 amino acids. The record is from RefSeq and is a predicted model, not a curated record. Gene Ontology annotation, biological process: autophagosome maturation. Gene Ontology annotation, molecular function: phosphatidylinositol binding. NCBI's taxonomy places the organism in Eukaryota, Metazoa, Chordata, Actinopteri, Cyprinodontiformes, Poeciliidae. Gene Ontology annotation, cellular component: late endosome. The transcript is spliced from 13 exons.